AUGUCGAUGUGCGACAACAAGUCAUGGGAGACGAGAUGGUAUACGUUCGGCGCUGAGCCAGACAAGUGUGCCUUGGGCAAACCCGUGGGCUCUUGCAUCGACCCAUACAUGAGCUAUCAUCAACAGGAGAAAUUUUGUGUAGCUUGUUUGACGAGAUUCAACGAGGACUCUCCGCCCCCGCCGUCCCCUCCUGAGAGAUACCACCCUGAGGACCGCGGACACGAACAUCCUCCAAUUCUCCACUAUGAAGCAUCCGAGCAGCACGUCCUCAAGACGACGGGAGAGUUGACCAUGCCCAUGCGGGUUGCUCGGGAGCUCGACAACCACGGCGGCACAACAUUAGUUCAGACUAUGGUCCCUGAACACGCGCUCAUGCAGGAGAUAUCAACAAUCAUCUCGAACAGAAGUUUUGAUACCCCAGUUCCCGACGCUCAUGAGAUCGACGUAGACGAAGAAAAGAAUCUCACUCCCAAUCCUCCAACAACUCCUAUUCAAAUCCGGACCCCGUCGCACAUCUCUGAAUCUGUUUUCCAAGACCCAAUCCCCGAAACUGCUCUCAACAACACUCCACUCCCUACAUAUCAUCAGGCUGUGACUAGCGGACGGGCCCCUGUUUACGACAUAAUCAACCCCACUGACAUUCCACUCCACCGCAGCACUUUACAACGCAUCUCGUACCACGCCGAUCUCAUGAGCAAAGUCUGCGAAAUUUGUGGCGAUAGACAUAUCGUCAAUAUAUUAAACAAGGCAGUGAAUAUCCAGACGCCGCAUCCCGCACUGGAGGAAAUUAUGGAUGCUUUGGAAGUGCUCUACGAUUCCUUACGGGCCCUUCGUGAAGAAGCAUUCCGCCGCAGUGAUAUCGUCUUCAGAUACCGAGCGACCAGUGCGACGGAGGAGCAAGUCAGAGCCUGGAUCGCCGAGAUUACUAGAAACCCAGACAACAGUGUACGAAGCCAUCAUCGUCGCUUCAACGAGUGGAUCGGGAUCAUCUGGGACGAUUACUCCUCCGUCGUCGCCACCAUUGGAGCCAGUACAACACUACCGCCCGCCCGCAAAGCGAUCAAUCUCGCGUUUGAGCAAGAAGAGAUACGCGAUCAAAUGAGAAUGCAAGGAUUCGAACGGUCUGGUUCUGCUGACGACUGGAUCGAACCGACGCCCUGGGACAACGACAUCAUCGCGGCAACCAGAAAACGUGAUAAAGAGUACAACAAGUAUGGCAUUGGAUAUUUGAACGACAGUGAAUAUACUGAGGGUUACCCGGCUCUUCAUCUCUCUACUGGUCAUCCUUUGCUCGUUCCUCUGGCAUAUGGUGUGCCCAAUCCCUCAGAGUUUGUCAUUAUUCGAGGCGCGGAUGGAAAUCUGACAGGUUAUGUCCCUUGA
Molecule: messenger RNA, 1380 nt
Organism: Aureobasidium namibiae CBS 147.97
Lineage: Eukaryota; Fungi; Ascomycota; Dothideomycetes; Dothideales; Saccotheciaceae
Exons: 1
Coding region: 1-1380 (459 amino acids)
Source: RefSeq, a predicted model, not a curated record